UUGAUGUUUCUUUCGAUUUAUCCGAUACUCGAUGACACUUUAAACUAAAGCAUUAGAUAAUUAUAUCGAAGAUAUUUCUUUAGAUGAAAAUUUUAUUGCGAAAGAAAUAAAGUAUCCGCGGAGGAUAUACAGAGAAGGGACAGAGGCAGGUUCCUUCCAUUAUAACGUUGGAUUAAGGCGCAAGCGUAGAUCCCUACUUCAUAUAGCAACCCCACCGCUAUACUUUUCUCUAUACUAUUCCCUUUUUCUUGUUUCGGAUCAUAUUGCUUUCAAGUGAACUUACAACUUUCAAUUACUUCAGUAUUUACCGGGGAAACCAUGUCGAUCGAACUGCAGGUAAAUAACUUUAAGAAAGAAAAAGAAAGGGGAGAAGAUGAAGACAUCGUUGUUAGAAACAAGAGAUCCUUGAGUUAUUCUAUGAAAAUACCCUAUUAUAUUUUACGGGUUAUCGGUGUCUGGCCUCUUCGAACUGACGCAUCUGUGAUCGAUCGAUUCGCCAGCUAUUCGAUGAAAUGCAUGUGUUACUUUUUCUUCGCGUUCAUUUUAAUACCAGGAUUUCUUCGAAUUUUCCUUAUCGAAAAAAGUACACAACAAAAAUUAAAAAUAUUCGGUCCACUCUGCUCGUGCUCGACGAACGCUAUGAAAUACAGUAUACUCUUAAUGCAUAGAGAGAAGAUCAGGACCUGUCUGAAACACAUAAGAGAAGAUUGGACAAAGAUAAUUCUUCAGGAAGAUCACGAACUCAUGAUGUCUCAAGCUAGAAUCGGAAGAAUUCUUUCAACCAUGUCGAUUUGUUUCAUAUAUGGUGCAGGAAUAUUUUAUCGUACUUUUUUGCCGCUUUCCAAGGGCUCCGUCGUCGUUGGCAAUCGCACGAUAAGACCCCUCGCUUGUCCAAGUUACUUCGUAUUAUUCGACGAACAAAAGUCGCCUGCUUACGAACUCGUAUUUUUUGGACAAUUUCUUGGCGGCUUCACCGUUUAUACCGUAGGCAGCGGAGUUUGUGGAUUGGCAGCUUUCUUUAUUAUGCACGUUUGUGGCCAACUUGGAAUAUUGAUGAGAAAAAUGAACGACAUCGUCGAAGGUAAUUAUUCCAUCGAGAAGAAUCCAAAGAUACGCAUCGCCGAAGUCAUCCGUCAUCAAAUCAGAACCAGAAGUUUCGUUAAAGAGGUAGAAGAAAUUUUGCAAUAUCCUUGCAUGGCCGAGAUAAUGGGCUGCACGAGUCUCGUUUGUCUCGUCUUAUACUACUUGGUUAUGGAAUGGGAAGAUAGCGAUGCCACCGGUCUGAUAACUUUUGUUUUACUUUUCGUAUCAUUCGCUUUCAACAUGUUUAUCUUUUGUUAUAUCGGAGAGCUUCUUUCGGAACAGGGCGCAAAGGUUGGAUUAACAUCCAGUACUCUAAAUUGGCAUUGUCUUCCGGUAAAGGAUAUGAAAUGUUUAAUACCUGUCAUAAUUAUGUCCAACUAUCCAUUGAAAAUCGUAGCCGGAAAAUUAAUGGAUAUGUCUCUUAGUAAUUUCAACAAUGUAAGUACGACGAUCGAUCGUUGCCUCGCGCGUAAAAAAAUUAACGAAUGCUUUAUUUUCUCUAGAUUAUCAAAACGGCUGUAGGAUAUUUUAACAUUCUUCGAAACAGUGUCUAAUGUACUAUUCAACAGUGAAUUUUUCUAGCGGUUCAACAAAUUAAUCAACGCCAAAUAUUUGUAUAGAGAAUAAAUGAUGAUAGCGAUGAUAGAAAAAAGUUGUUACGAAUUAUGGAAUUUUUACGGAAUUCCUAAUAGUUAAUAAUGCCAUCUUUGCAAUAGAAAUUUUUUUUAGAGCAUGCAAUCUUGAAGAAUAAAAAGUGCGAUUCUUAUUAUUAGUUCAAAGUAAUACCAAAAAAAUUAGAAGUAUCACAUAUAUUUCCUUUGU
Vespula vulgaris is the source of this 1905-nucleotide messenger RNA. RefSeq names its product odorant receptor 82a-like. Lineage: Eukaryota; Metazoa; Arthropoda; Insecta; Hymenoptera; Vespidae. The record is from RefSeq and is a predicted model, not a curated record. Gene Ontology annotation, molecular function: odorant binding; olfactory receptor activity. Gene Ontology annotation, cellular component: plasma membrane. The transcript has 4 exons. The coding region runs from base 319 to 1605 and encodes 428 amino acids. Gene Ontology annotation, biological process: detection of chemical stimulus involved in sensory perception of smell; sensory perception of smell.